This is a messenger RNA of Macaca mulatta (Rhesus monkey), 1882 nucleotides long. RefSeq names its product TBC1 domain family member 24 (gene TBC1D24). The record is from RefSeq and is marked provisional. NCBI's taxonomy places the organism in Eukaryota, Metazoa, Chordata, Mammalia, Primates, Cercopithecidae.
AGUGUGAGAUGGCAGACAGGUUUGCUGAACACCCUCAGAAAGGGGGCUGGAGGAUUUAGCCGCUCUGUCCUCCCCUCCCUGCAGCGCAGGGCUUCCUCCCUAGCACAGGGGCACUAUGGACUCUCCGGGAUACAACUGCUUCGUGGACAGAGACAAGAUGGACGCUGCCAUCCAGGACCUGGGGCCCAAGGAGCUGAGCUGCACUGAACUGCAGGAACUGAAGCAGCUGGCGCGCCAGGGCUACUGGGCCCAAAGCCACGCCCUGCGGGGAAAGGUGUACCAGCGCCUGAUCCGGGACAUUCCCUGCCGCACAGUCACGCCCGACGCCAGCGUGUACAGCGACAUCGUGGGCAAGAUCGUGGGCAAGCACAGCAGCAGCUACCUGCCGCUGCCCGAGUUCGUGGACAACACGCAGGUGCCCAGCUACUGCCUGAAUGCGCGCGGUGAGGGGGCCGUGCGCAAGAUCCUCCUGUGCAUCGCCAACCAGUUCCCCGACAUCUCCUUCUGCCCCGCCCUGCCGGCCGUGGUGGCCCUGCUGCUGCACUACAGCAUUGACGAAGCCGAGUGCUUCGAGAAGGCCUGCCGCAUCCUGGCCUGCAACGACCCCGGCAGGAGGCUGAUCGACCAGAGCUUCCUGGCCUUUGAGUCGUCCUGCAUGACGUUUGGGGACCUGGUGAACAAGUACUGCCAGGCGGCCCACAAGCUGAUGGUGGCCGUGUCAGAGGACGUCCUGCAGGUCUAUGCGGACUGGCAGCGCUGGCUGUUUGGGGAGCUGCCCCUCUGCUACUUCGCCCGGGUCUUUGACGUCUUUCUGGUGGAGGGCUACAAGGUGCUGUACCGCGUGGCGCUGGCCAUCCUCAAGUUCUUCCACAAGGUGAGGGCCGGGCAGCCCCUGGAGUCGGACAGCGUGAAGCAGGACAUCCGCACGUUCGUCAAACACAUCGCCAAGACAGUGUCCCCGGAGAAGCUGCUGGAGAAAGCGUUCGCCAUCCGCCUCUUCUCCCGCAAGGAGAUCCAGCUCCUGCAGAUGGCCAACGAGAAAGCCCUGAAGCAGAAGGGCAUCACUGUGAAGCAGAAGAGGCAGUUUGUACACUUGGCCGUCCAUGCAGAGAACUUCCGCUCAGAGAUCGUCAGCGUGAGGGAGAUGAGAGACAUCUGGUCCUGGGUCCCCGAGCGCUUUGCCCUAUGCCAGCCCCUCCUGCUGUUCUCCUCCCUGCAGCAUGGGUACAGCCUGGCCAGGUUCUACUUCCAGUGUGAAGGACAUGAGCCUACCCUCUUGCUCAUCAAGACCACGCAGAAGGAGGUGUGUGGUGCUUACCUGUCCACAGACUGGAGUGAGAGAAAUAAGUUUGGAGGCAAACUGGGCUUCUUUGGGACCGGAGAAUGCUUUGUGUUUAGGCUGCAGCCUGAGGUGCAGCGCUACGAGUGGGUGGUGAUCAAGCACCCUGAGCUGACCAAGCCCCCACCCUUGACGGCUGCCGAGCCCACCGCCCCGCUCAGCCACUCCGCCUCCUCAGACCCUGCCGACCGCCUCUCGCCCUUCCUGGCUGCUCGCCACUUCAACCUGCCCUCCAAGACCGAGUCCAUGUUCAUGGCAGGGGGCAGCGACUGCCUCAUCGUGGGGGGAGGAGGUGGCCAGGCGCUCUACAUUGAUGGGGACCUGAACCGGGGCCGCACAAGCCACUGUGACACCUUCAACAACCAGCCCCUCUGCUCCGAGAACUUCCUCAUCGCUGCUGUGGAGGCCUGGGGCUUCCAGGACCCUGACACCCAGUGACAGCCUAUGCCACGGUGACUGAGCCGCGGUGGGGUGGUGGGCCAAGGCUGGGCUGCCACCUUGGGCAGCAGAGAGCAGAUGAGACCCCCCAUGUGGUGGGCAGGG